Molecule: messenger RNA, 1224 nt
Organism: Rhagoletis zephyria (snowberry fruit fly)
Lineage: Eukaryota; Metazoa; Arthropoda; Insecta; Diptera; Tephritidae
Biological process (GO): DNA integration
Molecular function (GO): nucleic acid binding
Source: RefSeq, a predicted model, not a curated record
AUGACGUUGGAACAAUUAGCAUCGAUAGCAGAUGAAAUCAUCGACGUUGUGCGCGUCAACUCCGUGGACGCAGUCACGGCUCACCAUCCUACACAGCAACAAAAUUCAAUGCACGCAAAUACUAACGAUUCCAUCGAGAACAGAAUCGGACGUAUCGAACAGACACUCGUACGUAUGGAGCAAAAAGACGAUGCCAUAGACUACGAGGAAAUAGCUAAGCAACAAUCAACUUGCGCUGACCUCCAAAAGCUUUUGCAGUCAAAUAACACAGGCCUACAAUUCAAGCAAAUCAAGUUGUCCGCAGAAUCUACGCCUAUUACAUGCGACGUGUCAGGUAACGUAGCUCGCCCUUACAUACCGCCUGAACAACGGCAGCUCGCAAUUGCAAAAUUUCACAACAUUGCGCACCCUGGAAAAAAAGCAACUGCACGGUGGCCUGAAGCUAUUCCUCUAGCAGACAUAAACGCAGAAACGAUUGCCCUUGCCCUACUCAAUGGUUGGAUAAAAAACUUCGGCGUACCGUUAAGAAUUUCAACCGAUCAGGGUAGGCAGUUCGAGUCUACACUGUUUCGCGAACUAUCUAAAGUAUUGGGCAUUUCACAUCUGCGAACCACAGCUUACCAUCCACAGUCAAACGGUUUGAUAGAGCGAUUUCGUCGAACCUUAAAAGCAGCGAUCAUGUGCACAAAUUCGCAUAAGUGGUCUUAUCAACUGCCGCUCAUCCUACUUGGCCUCCGAUCAAUAUAUAAGCCUGAUAUUAAAGCAACACCCGCACAAAUGGUCUACGGUACUAACAUCAGACUUCCAGGCGACAUGUGUGAAACACGCAAGACGACAUCUCCAUCGGAAUUUGUUCAGAACCUGUUAGCUAUCAUGCACGACCUGCAGCCGACGAACACAUCGCAUCACCACAAGCGCAAGCCUUUCAUUUUCCCAGCACUGACUACAGCUACCCAUGUUUUCGUUAGAAACGAUACUGUGCGACCAUCGCUGACACCGCCAUACAACGGACCAUACGAGGUCGAGGAGCGUUCAAACAAGACAUUCAAGCUCAAAAUUCACGGUAAAUCGGUAACAGUCUCGAUCGACCGUAUUAAGCCUGCCUUUAUAUACCAGACUAGCGAAGAAUCGCAAAGCAUUGGCGACAGUCAGCAAAACACAUCUUCAGAGGAGGACGUUGCGAAGCCUAUGCCAUCUGAAAAAAAGACCAGAACCGGACGCGCA